Messenger RNA from Pyrus x bretschneideri (Chinese white pear), 957 nucleotides. RefSeq lists its product as uncharacterized. The record is from RefSeq and is a predicted model, not a curated record. The coding region runs from base 220 to 771 and encodes 183 amino acids. The transcript has a single exon. NCBI's taxonomy places the organism in Eukaryota, Viridiplantae, Streptophyta, Magnoliopsida, Rosales, Rosaceae.
GCUCGUCAGGGUGGCGGGCCGCAAACGACAAGUUUUCAAAAACGAAAAAGAAGUGUUUUGCGCGUGAAGACAAAAACGACGUUUGUUUUAGGCCAAUUAUUGCCAAAACGCACCCACGCACCCGCCGUGAACCCAAACCGCGUUUCACGUUCCACUCUCUCUCUCUCUCUCUCUCUCACGCACAUUUUGUUCUUCUGCUUUGCUUUCAGCUGCUCUACUAUGGACGAUUCAACCGUACUCAGCCCACUCCCGGCGAUCCCACUGCCCUCGUCGGGGAAGCUCUGCCGCAGAAACUCUAUCUGCACAUCCGUGGUGGUCCCCGCCAAGCUCAGCCUGCUCUCCGCCACCACCACUCCUACCUCAACUACCAAGCUCCGGCGCCUCCGCAACCCCAGCCUCCCAGCCCAAAACGGCGGCGUGUCGGGCCCAGAGCCACUCCAACUGGACCUGGAGCUCCUCUCCUUCAAGAGCUCCAAAUCCUACACUUCUCUCAAAGACCUGCUCCCCUCCUCCGCCGCCGUGAAUUCCCCCACCGCUGCCUCCGCCAACAACUCCGGCUACGAAAUCUCCAUUCGCAACCGCCUCGUUAAGCAGGCCGCCUGGGCCUACCUCCAGCCCAUGUCCUCCACCUCCGGCCCAUCUGGCCCAAACUUCCUCCGCCGCCUCUGCCUCAAGCUCUCCCCCUGCCUCUCUUUCUUCACCCACUGCAUCGUCCCCUUCCUCUCCCAAGCCCUCCGCCGCACACUCCGCUGCAUCGGACUCGCCACCUAACACAUUCUGCAACUUUUUGUCAUCUGUAUAUAUUAUAAAUUUUUUACUCAAAAGGAAACAAAAUUGAAUGAAAGAAUUUGAAUUUAUAUACGAAUUCAGAGUUCGAUCAUUCAAUCAAUCGAUUGCUGUUUCUGGGAUUUGUACAAUUUCUGUUUCUCCUUUUUUGUUUUUCUUUUGUGAUCACAA